AAAGGGUUUAUUACCCUAGAUAUCUAAAAUAUUAUGAGAAGUGCGUGACAACCUAUAGCAUAAAGUAUCGUGCUGCUUUGACGAAACGUAAAUAGAAACAAAAUUAUGAAAAAUAUUUUUAGCAAAAUUGCAUCACGUAGAAGAACACAUUUAUAAUUGCAUAUGUAUCAAUAAACAUGGGAAGAAGGUUUUAUACCAAAGAAAAAUUGGCUGAGCGCCGUGUUUCUCGAGCCUUGCCAUGCGGUCAUUCGACAUUCGUAUCGCGAAGCGCGCCGGACGCACGCGCGUGUUUUGACGUUGCGUUUUUACGCGGGAAAUAUUAACGUCAUUGUUUACGUGCACAUUAUUGUAUGAAUGACUACCGAUAAACAUUUAUACACUAACAAUGGAUUACAAAAUGGAGAUAGUUGCGCUUCUAAUAUGCGUCAUACCAGCCUGCAUCACAUCUAUUACAAUAACUUCGAAUGGAAACAGUCCUGAAAUCAAAAUGGUGGGAGGCAUGAUGGUGGACGCACAGACAGGAUUUGUCCCAAUGGAAUCUAAAAUCGAAGAGACAACAAUAAAAGUUAGUCGCGCAAAAAAACGUAAAUCAAAUAAUAGCAACUCUACAAAAUUAUCUAUCAACGAAAGAUAUCGAAGACUGAUACCAUACAUGACAUUUUACUAUGCUAACGAUUUAGCAACGCCCACAACCGAUAAUGUAAAGAAUUUCGAAGUACAGAAGGCAGAAAUAGUAGAGGCCGGAGGAUUAGGCCACGCUGAACAAAGAGAGCCAAAAAAGAUAGUUUACCAAAAUAGAAAUAUCCCCAGAUACCAAGGAAACAGAUUAACUCAACACAAUAUAGCUUCGGCGAAUCCUACUAAAGUUUAUUACAAAGGAGGUGUGCCAGUUUAUCAAAUACCAAGUAAAGGAUCUCAUAAUUAUAACCCAUUACUCUCAGAAUAUAAUGUUCUAGCACAUAACGAUUACGAUACUGGCAGAAUUGUACACAAACACAUUCCAAAAUCUCCGGGAAUCCCAUUUUUAUCAGCGACGCGAAAGCCCUACUUAAAUCUUUACGAUGAGGAAACACCAAAUGUUCGGUAUUACAUAUCGGAAAAAGAACAGACUCCAAAAUACAAAUUAGUUCCCUACGAGCAAACACCUCCUGUUAAAGUCCCUGAAAAUGAAAAUAUUUACGAAAUACCAAAAAAGCCAGUUCCAGUGUUGAUACCCAAAGAGCAAGUUUACAUACAGCCACGGCCCGCUCGUCCUCACUACAUUUAUGAGAAUGUAAACGUCCAACCAAACAUUGUCAGGAAACAACCGACGAUUGUUUCUGAGAGUUACUACGAAAAACAACGACCAUCGGCCGGCCUAGCACAACCUGUCAUUGAAAGUGGCUUCAAACCAAUCCUCCAUUCCCCACACUAUACUCAAGAGCCUACAAUUUACCAGACUAGAAUACCAGAGACAAUUAUUUCAGAAAAUAACUACCAAAAACAGCAAGAAGUUAAAAUAGAAUCGGAGCCUGGAAACUAUGAAGAUUUUAAGCCAAAUUACUAUCAGUAUGUUGUAGAACAGACUACGCAAGAGCCUCCACGAGCCACGACAUCAUCAAACAAAAUACCGUUGGCCGCAUUACUUAAUUCAUUGCAAUUAAACAAAUCUAUUCCGAAGCCCAUCACUAAAGAGAACGUAGGAUCUUCAAUUAGAACUCUACUGCAAGUGUUAAACAUUUUAAAGGCAGUGCCACAGCAAAAUAAUCCUGAAUCGCCAGCUUUAAGUACACCUAAGCCGUUUGUGGCUCCUAAGUUAGUUAAAAUACCUCCGAAACCAGUGAUAAAGGAACAUCCUAUUGCUGCUAGCGACGAAGGUUUGGAAGAAGAACCUUAUCUGGCGCCAGUGAACACCCCGUCCCAACAUCUUGAUGAUAAUCCACACUCUAGUGGCGGAUCCAGCCAGCAGUUCCCAUUGCAGCAAAGCUCUGAUGAAGAAGGCGGAACUCCUGGCCAUCCAGGUGUAGAUUAUCCGAUCCUUACCACAAUCCCGGAGACCAGUUUCAACUGCAAGACUCAGCGAUACAAAGGUUUCUUUGCAGACCCCGAGACCCGCUGUCAGGUAUGGCAUUAUUGUGAUCUCAACGGCGGUCAAGCAUCGUUCUUGUGCCCGAAUGGCACCAUAUUCUCGCAGGCUGGAUUGACUUGCGACUGGUGGUUCAAUGUGCGCUGUGCGCAAACCACACAACUGUACGUGCUAAACGAGAGCCUCUACAAAUACAUCCUUCCACAUUCACCCAAGUUCCCGGAGGAUUACAGCGGACCAUUAGUUGAUAAAUAUCUGACACUCAAAUUCAAAGAAAUGGAAGAAGAAUUUAAAAAGAACAAAAACAAGCACGCGUCUUCUGAAAAGGAGGACUCAGAUGAAGAAUCGGAAGAAUCUAGCGAAGAUUCUACCGAGAAAGACAAUUCUGGUGAAUCGAGUGAGGAAACUGAGAAAAGUCGAGGAGACGAAAGACCAGCCAGCGAAGUCAGUGUUAUAGUGGAUUCUCCCGGAGAAAGCGGGAAAGUGGAGCGAUUACAAGACGAAUAAUAAUGUAUUAAUCUAGAUUUAAGAUCUUUAGAAAUAAGGGUUUAGCUAUAGUGCUGCCACUUGCAGAUCUGUACCCAGAAAAACUUAUCUAAGAGAUUU
This is a messenger RNA of Trichoplusia ni (cabbage looper), 2671 nucleotides long. RefSeq lists its product as uncharacterized. The record is from RefSeq and is a predicted model, not a curated record. Gene Ontology annotation, cellular component: extracellular region. The coding region runs from base 386 to 2572 and encodes 728 amino acids. Gene Ontology annotation, molecular function: chitin binding. The transcript is spliced from 5 exons. Lineage: Eukaryota; Metazoa; Arthropoda; Insecta; Lepidoptera; Noctuidae.